Siniperca chuatsi (mandarin fish) is the source of this 4147-nucleotide messenger RNA. RefSeq names its product ring finger protein 169 (gene rnf169). Gene Ontology annotation, biological process: double-strand break repair. The transcript is spliced from 7 exons. NCBI's taxonomy places the organism in Eukaryota, Metazoa, Chordata, Actinopteri, Centrarchiformes, Sinipercidae. Gene Ontology annotation, molecular function: ubiquitin-protein transferase activity; nucleosome binding. Bases 117 to 2012 code for a protein of 631 amino acids. Gene Ontology annotation, cellular component: site of double-strand break; nucleus. The record is from RefSeq and is a predicted model, not a curated record.
CGGAUGUGGGCGGGGCCACGCGGCCCUCCCCGCCUGCGCGCGGGACGGGCUGGUUUCGGCGGCAGGGCGGGGUUUGUUUUGAGAGCGGACCGGAGAGAGAAGACUCACCAGGGAAGAUGGCGACCGCAGGGUCCGCCGAACGGCCUGGUAGACCGGCCAGCACCGCCGGCGGCAGGUACCGGUCCGGGCCCGGAGCUGGGCGCGGCUCCGGGUCCAGCCCGCCGGAAGAAGCGGCGAAGAAGUGCUCGGCGUGCGCGGAGGGGCAGCCCGGCGGCAGCCCGCCCUGCGGACACCCGGCCUGCCCGCUCCGCCUCACCGACGGACACUCCGGCAGCGAAGAGCGGCUCCGCAGGAGGAGCGACCCCGAGAGGAGCAGCAGCAGGCCCGGCAGGAGGGACUGCGACAGCCGGAGAGGUCGGUGUGUUUACCGGGGAAACUACAGCUCACGAUCCGCCGUAUCAGCACCGCCGCCGGCUGUCUGCUUUACAAACCAGCCGCAAGAAAAGCCCAGACACCAGCAGAGCUCAGAGUUCUUCGUCUCUCCCGCUCUCGUCCCGAAGUGUUCGGACGCCUCAUCGGGAGCGACCGGCAAACACAAGCUGCUGCCGUCGGAGGACCGAGAGGAGGCGAAGAGGAGGAACGCUCUGACCUGCAAAGACGAGUCGGUCCGACGUGCCGAAGAGCCCGGAGUUCUGUCCGACUCGGAGAACGAGGAGCCGAUCAGCAGGAGGAUCAGAAACAUCUCGGCCUUCAUCAGGAAAACCAAAAACUGCGCCGCCUUCGCUGGUGGUUCCCAGAGGAGUCAGAGCUGCACCGACUCGGUGGAGGACAGAGGAGGGAAGCCGAAGGUCGCCGCCCAGCCGGCCCUGAUGGACAGAGUUGGUAUCAGUCACAGCUACACAGCAGGGAUCCUCCUCUCCUCUGAGAACAGUCGCUCGGUCUCGGCCCCCAUCACCGCCCCGGACCGGAGGCUCACCUGGCGAGCCGUCGUCUCCUCGUCGUCGACUCCUCUGGGCCUCGCUCCGCCCCGACCCGAGCGCUCCAUCAGCCCCGAGAGCAACGACAGCAUCUCCGAAGAGCUCAACCACUUCAAACCCAUCGUCUGCUCGCCGUGCACUCCGCCCAAACGCCUGCCGGACGGCCGUCUGAUGGAGCCCACCAUCGUGAAGUCCACGCCCAGGAAUCUGACCCGCGGCCUGCAGAAGGCCACCAGCUACGAGGCCAGUCCUGCCGUCCUGCAGAAGUGGAGGCAGAUCGAACUCGACCGCCAGAGCCUCAAAGUGAACUCCAAGGCUACACUAACGAGCCCCGUCAACGAGCUCCACAACAAGACCGGCGUGGGCGACGACGGCGGGGGGGGCGCCGCCGCCGCAAAGACGCAUCGGGACGGAGAUGGAGUUGUGGCCGUCAACAAGAGGAGGCUGCUGUUCGACCCUCCAGCCGCAGACACGGACGCCUUCCAGAAACAGUCUGUGAAGAUCCGGGUCCCUGCGAUCCGCUACAGCAGCGAGGCGGCUUUCAGAGGAAGCUCAGACUUUGAGUCGACAGUCGGCACUCCUGAAUCCUGCAGCGGAGGAGCGCUUUUCAGUCGAAAACAGUCGUUCUCGCCGUACACUAAGAACUCUGGUUUCCAGUCGUGUAAAUUAGUGCCAAAGGACUCGCAGAGUCCAAAGAAGGAGUCCGACAGUAGCCUCCACAACCAGUCUACCUCAAGGAGGGGCAAGAAGAGGGAACAGAAGACCAAACACCUGGACUCAGACCGGGACUCGGACCUAAAGAGGAGCCGGUCGGUCAGCCAGGAGGCCUUCGACGAGCGGUACAUCCGUCAGAUCCAGCAGGAGCGUCGGGACCGAGCGCUCGCCCUGAAGCUGCAGAGACAGUUCGACCUGGAGAACCAGACCGUCAACCGCAGGAGGAGCCCCGACGCGUACUUCCUGCGGUCCUGGAUGUCCAAUCAGAACCGCCGGAGGCGCGGCCUGAGGAGAUCCCGACGAAUCAACAAGAAGCACUAGAGAGGAGUCUUCUGCCGACUCGGCACAAAGACGGACAGGAAGAGGUUCAUAUAUGCAAAGAGACGAAGGGUUAAUGAAUGUUUUUACACAGAAAAACACUUCUUCCAAACAUUCGUCUGAUUUUCACAUCUUUUCACCAGCAAACCACCAAAACCAACGCAGCCAGUGAAGUCGUCGCGUCAACGGAGGACAACAGACGGAUGUUUGACUUUGCUUUCAUUUCAGAUCAUUCGUCAUCAAAUCAAAGCCAUAAAUGCUGAAUAAAUCGACAUAAAAAGGGCGAAAACUUGGCCGGAUGAACGCGCUGGAGGCCAUCGGAGCUGCGCUGCAGGUUUUCUGUUCGUCGCUUCGAUUGUGUUAAUUCAUUAAUUGUUAAAAAUUAAAGCUCUUCAAACUAGAUUCGGACUGUGGGACGUUUUGAAGCAGCAGUUAUGGAGGACAGACAGAGUAACAGAUUUCACGAGCUGCUGGACGUUGAAAGGUGGCGAUGACCAACUUGAAUUAAAGAUCGCUGUUGUUGGGGGGCUUCGGGGGCCGCCGGAGGUCUGGGGCUUCGGGGGCCGCCGGAGGUCUGGGGCUUCGGGCGGCGCCGGAGGUCUGGGGCUUUGGGGGCCGCCGGAGGUCUGGGGCUUCGGGCGCCGCCGGAGGUCUGGGGCUUCGGGCGCCGCCGGAGGUCUGGGGCUUCGGGGCCGCCGGAGGUCUGGGGCUUCGGGCGCCGCCGGAGGUCUGGGUAAUUUAGCUUUGCACAAGAGGAGAAGGAGGAAACCCUCCCCAGCAUGUCAGAGACGUCAUCCUGUGCUUUAUUUCUAACAGUGACAGACUGUCGGAGCUGCAGGACUCUGUCGAACCCGCCAACUGGUCCAGUUCUCCUCCGAUGAGGCCUUCUGCUGCUCGUCUGCUCCCAGCGUGGUUACUGGUCUGUCAGACCCUCUUUGGGCAUCGAGCUCUGGAAGGACUCUUCUCCGUGAGCGGCGAGGCUCAUGGGUACUGGAGUCUUUAGAGCCGUCCCGCAGACUUUCUACCUGAAGACCAGAACAGACCUGCACAGCCUGGAUCAGGGGGCUCUGUGGCCCGCCUCGCUACUCGCCAGGGGAGGAAAGUCGUGUGAUUGGACGAGUUUUAUUGAUGUUUGGAGUCCAGUUUUUUAAAAACCGCAGCUUUCAGGAAGGAAACACGGUUGUGCCUGUAGGAGAAGCACGAGUCGGUGUUUCUUCAGUCGCAGUUUUAACCUGGAAAGUUCUGGAUCAGGACCUCCAGGAUGAAAACAAUCGUCAGUUGCUAAACUAUAGAAAUGUCAAACAGUUUGAGACGAGAAACAAAAAUGUAAAAGUAAAAGCAAUGCGACAGAUAAAAGACAAUAACAAAUAAAACAGACACGAGGAAACAUGAAUAAUGGCGGAAGAGGUCCGGGGCUCCUAAACACCUGUGAGGCUCAGUAACGGUACUUCCACCUGUCCGAGACCCGAGGGUCUGCGGCCUGAGAGUAGAGAGCCGUCGCUGCGCUACAAUUAUGAAAAGUUGAUUUUAAAGUAGAAAAUCCACCGGUGGAUUUAUUUCAUUUUAUAAGAGAAAAGAAAAGUUUUCGGCUUCGGACUGUUUUUCAUUCCCCCGAGCAACAAGAGAAGAAACUACAGACGCCGUGAAAGACUAGAGUCCAGGGUUUCCCCCCCGAAGCGUCCAAGGAAACUCGCGUUGUUUCCCGUUCACGUGAGUUCGGCUUCACUCCGACUGUAAAUCAUUCACUUGACAUUCCUGCAGAUUGCGUUCCGGUUUGCAGAUGGAUUUCCUUCCCGGCAGCUGCUGUUUCCGCUUCAGUUGUGUGAACGUUUGUUCCCGUCAGUUAUUUAACCAUCGCGUCGUGAAGCGUCAGGACGCGUUCGGCGGCCAUGUUCCAGUGAGACGGCGCUCUGAAGGGCUUUUUUUUUUUUUUUUUACUGACGCCACACGAGCUUUACUCGCUGCAACACUGAUAUGCACAUUUUAUAAAGUUGUACUGAAGCUUUCAUCCUUCGGGUGGGGGGGUGCUGAGUGCCAAAUGAUCAGACUGUCUGAUGUUCAUAGUUUCUACUUUAGUGGUUUUGUAUGAGGAGAUCUGCUGAAACCAAGAACAACCUGAAACACCUGAGAGACUCUCA